UUAAAUAUCUUGUGUAUUUAAAGAAUUAGAACCAUUAUCAUGCAAUACGAACGCAUUCGUGAUUGAUUGUUUCACAAAGAAGUUAUACCGUGUAUUAACAAUUAUAUAUCGCUUAUGAUGUCAUGAAUGUUAAUACCCUUCCGCCAGAAGUGUUGACGAAUAUAUUUUCAUGCUUAACCAAACUUGAUUUAUUAAGAAAUACAAGUCAAGUUUGUAGCUAUUGGAAUGGAGUUGCGUUGUGUAGUGAUCUGUGGAUAAUUCUUAAUUUAAUUACAUUCAGUGAUGAGGAUUUUGAUCUAUGCUUUCAAUAUUUUCCUCGCAUCGGACAAUUUGUUCAAAACCUGUUGAUUAAAAGUGACCAUCUUAUGAAAUUGUUCAGCCACGGUAUUAGUUGCGAUCUUCCAAAUCUUGCAAAUUUGCAAAUUGUCAAUUAUCUUUCUGGCAAUGAGAGAGAAGUCUGUCAAAAUAUAGUCAAUUCAUUUCCAAAAUUAACAUCAAUCAGACUGCGAAUAUUUCGUUCCGCAGACUUCGUCGGGUGCUUAACAGUAUUCAACAAGAUUCAGUUCAGAGACUUUGACAUAUCUAUAUCCAAAGGGGCAAACGAAGCAAUAUUAAAUCAGUGCUUAGAUCAGUUUAUUUCAAAGCAGAAAGAUUUAAGAAGUUUAUCUAUACAGUCAUCAGAUCUACAAAGCCAGACGAUACGCAAGACAUUACGACAUGCAACACAGCUCCAGGAUUUAGUUUUAAGUAAUUGCUCAGGCAUUGACAGUCAGUCUUUUGAUGGUUUAAUAAAUCCCUGUGAUUUGUCAUCAAUUGACCUUACAAGUACAAAUGUCGACGACAAUGGAAUUAAAAAUAUUGCUUCAAAAGCAAAAAAUCUUAAAACAUUACAUAUUUUGUUUUGUCCCAAACUUUCCGACGUUGGAGUUAAAUAUAUCGCGGAACACUGUACAAGACUAGAAAAUUUACAAAUUUAUAAUAUUCCAGCAAUUGGUAGUGGUAUUCAGUUGUAUCCUGAAACCCUCAAAAUACUCGGGUCAGGGUGUAGUCAAUUAAAACAUUUAAGUAUGGUCAACUGUCCAAAAUUGGAUGAUACUGGUAUAAGAAAUCUAGUUGAAAACUGUUCUGAUUUGAAGUUUCUUGAAGUACAAAGCGAAUGUAUUUCCAACAAUGGGCUAAUGGCUGUAUCAGAAUAUUGUAAAUGUCUGUUUCAUAUCGAUAUACAUGGACUAAACUUUGACGUUACCACCAUUGAACAUUUGCUACUAAAUCAUCGACAUUUACAUUUUUUGUCCGUCAACAGAUGUGAAAAUCUUGAAACGCUGAACUUUAUCAAAAAUCAACAAUCAUUAAGUUUCGUAGAAAAACGCCGUUCUCUCAUUGAAAAACAUAGUCAUGUGAAAAAAAUAGAAUUUCUAAAUUCGGACAUUAAUGAAUCAAGUCUAGAGCAACUUGUUGUGUUUUGUCCUGAUUUGAGGAGCAUCAGUUGUUCAGGGAAUCAAAUGUUGGAUCAAAAGGAGAAAAUAGAAAACAUAUUCAUUAAAAGUCGUUUCUUAAAGAAAUUGAAUCUAGGUGGACAUGUGUUUCAACGCAAAGAUUUUAUAUAUAAACGAAAGUAAAGUAAAAAUGCGAUGUAAAGGUACGAAUUGGAUCUUUGCCUCAUAAUUUUCACUACUCUUUAUCAUUAUACCGUAAUACGAUACAUUCAAUGCAAUUGUUCCUUGGAUACAAUUUGAGAAACCUGUUCAUCGUAUUACAACAUUUGCUGGGACGAAUAUACAUAUGAAUGUUUUGGUUUAAAUAUUCUUAUCUUUUUAAAUAUAAAUGUUUAUCUACAAAAAUGCAGCUCGUCCAGUUUUGAAGAUUGAAAAAGUAAAUCAGGUGGGAGGACAAAAAGAAAAAAAACAACAACAUUUUCUUGUUUCGAGCAAUCUAUAAAAAGGUUUUCCAUGAGGAUAUGGCGACUUCAUAAUAUGUGCAGAUGGCUCUGAACGGCUUCUUUUGUCCUGUCGUAGAUUGUCAACAUCGAGUCUAAGGGUCAUAAUGGGCCACGCCAAAGAUGUAAAAUUAAUAGAAGUAGCAUUUGUACUAUAUGCUUUGUUUUGUAGAUGCGGUGUAUAGUUAAAAAAUAUUUAUUACUCUAAUUUUUCGGAUGUUCACCAUACUUAAAAAAUCCACCUCUGCCAAUUCUGAAACAUCAGGUGAAACCGUAUGAUUUUAAUGUUAAAUAAGGGGCAAGGCGGAAGAAGCGAUUUGUCUCAAAUUUGGUAGAUAUAGACGGAUAAAUCUGUGAAUUUGAUCGAAGCCUGGAUGGCAGCACUCGUCAGUUUAUAAAAUACUGUACACGGCUUACACUGUCUCCCGAGAAUGUAGGACAGAAAGUCACAGGACAAAAAGUCACAGACAAAAAGUCACGGACAAAAACCCAAAGUCACAAUUCAGUUUUUGAGAUUAUUUUUUUUGAAUAAGAAAACACUUAUUUAAAACAAGAAUGUGUCCAUAGUACACGGAUGCCCCACUCGCACUAUCAUUUUCUAUGUUCAGUGGACCUUGAAUUUGGGGUCAAAACUCUAAUUUGGCAUUAAAAUUAGAAAGAUCAUAUCAUAGGGAACAUGUGUACUAAGUUUCAAGUUGAUUGGACUUCAACUUCAGCAAAAAGUACCUUGACCAAAAACUUUAACCUGAAGCGGGACAGACGGACGGAAGAACGGACGCACAGACCAGCAAACAUAAUCAUGCCCCUACUACUAUCGUAGGUAGGGCAUAAAAAACAUUUUUUGUAUUUUUCUUGAACUAUUGUAUAUAUGAACCAACCUUGUAAACAAAAUUUA
Mytilus californianus (California mussel) is the source of this 2831-nucleotide messenger RNA. RefSeq lists its product as uncharacterized. Gene Ontology annotation, biological process: SCF-dependent proteasomal ubiquitin-dependent protein catabolic process. NCBI's taxonomy places the organism in Eukaryota, Metazoa, Mollusca, Bivalvia, Mytilida, Mytilidae. Gene Ontology annotation, cellular component: SCF ubiquitin ligase complex. The transcript has 2 exons. The coding region runs from base 123 to 1619 and encodes 498 amino acids. Gene Ontology annotation, molecular function: protein binding. The record is from RefSeq and is a predicted model, not a curated record.